Molecule: messenger RNA, 731 nt
Organism: Linum tenue
Lineage: Eukaryota; Viridiplantae; Streptophyta; Magnoliopsida; Malpighiales; Linaceae
Source: the annotation of a GenBank genome assembly
AUGUCGUGGCUCGGCCAGAGCCCGUUUAGCCCAUCCACGGAACCGGUCCGGGUCAACCCGCCUGACCCGGCUGGCGAAAAUGCAGACUUUAAAAGACAAUCUUAUGAACUGGGCUGGAUCAAGCGGCCCGUCUCCAGGUCCAGCCCGAUAUCCCUCUUCAACCUGUUCUGUUUCUUCUUCAAUGCGAAGAUCUUCGUAGCUGGGUUCUCUAGUUCGAAGGAAUACUGGAGUAGGGUUUAUCGAGGUUUCCCCCCACCAAGAUCGCUGCAGCUCUUUCCAGAUUCGGUCGAAAUGAAGAAAGGAGCUCACCCGCAAAGGCAAUGGAUAUCUUAUGUCACGCAGAGUGGCAGGUUGAUGAAUGUCAUGAUGACCAAAAUACACAACACUGGUAAAGUUUACCACUUCAGAGCAAAGCGGCAGAUGGCUGAAAGUCUGGGGCAGAUUGCCAAGUUCAAGCGUCGCUAUGGUCAGGAGAACGAGGAAGAAACCGAAAAAGGGAAAAAGGAUCCUUCAAAUUGAGAUUCGAGAUUUCAUGAUUUCUGUUCACUGUUGAGGAAGGCCUGGAAAAAUCCUCAGCUUUUUAUCAUACUGCAAUUUAGCUUCCUGGCUUCCUGACUUUCUAUCAGACUAUAAAUGUGGUGGCUGAAGACCACAGUUGCUUCUUGUAAUAGUUAUUUAUAUCAGUUUGAGCAGAAUCAAUAUUUGAAUAUUGGUAGAUUCCAAACUAUUUG